Saprolegnia diclina VS20 is the source of this 2097-nucleotide messenger RNA. RefSeq lists its product as hypothetical. The transcript has 13 exons. Lineage: Eukaryota; Oomycota; Saprolegniomycetes; Saprolegniales; Saprolegniaceae. The coding region runs from base 1 to 2097 and encodes 698 amino acids. The record is from RefSeq and is a predicted model, not a curated record.
AUGCCGAUCUUUGGGCGGAAGAAGGUCGACAUCCGCGUGCCGACGGGGAAGAAUGCCGUCAACUUGCGCAAGCUGCUCUUCCUGACGCUGCCUGAGAGCUCGCAUAUUUUGCCGGGCGAUGCGUGGGACAAGAUCGAUUUUCGGUGCUUGUCGCUCAUGAAGGUCAAGAUGCUUCGCGCCGCGUGCUUGGCGCGGGAGCUCGAGCCCAAGGGCGGGAAGCGCGUCUUGGUCGAGCGGUUGACGUCGUCGCUGGAGCGGCAGCGGGCCGAAGAGGACGACGCCCGGCGUGACGUCGCAGUCAAAGAAGAGCGUCGGAUCAACAAACUCGGCGGCCUCUGGACUUGCGGCACGGGCACGCAAGGCCAACUCGGCCACGGUGACUGCGAGAAUUAUGACAUCCCAACGCAAAUCAAGAGCACUCGUGGCAUGCACUUUAGUCAAGUCUACGCGGGGUUUGACUCGGACAUUACCUUUGGCGUCACACGCGCCGGCGACGUGUACGUCUGGGGCAACAAGUCGGGGCCCACGGGGCUUCCACGGCCCAAGACGAAGAAGGCGUCGACCGCGACCCCGGCAGCGAGCAGCACUGCCACGGCCAACGACGAGAACGCCGCAACUGCAGAGAACGACGAUGACGACAACGACGAUGAAGACAACGACGACGACGACGACGAUGACGCCAACGACGACGACGCGGCAACGGACGACGACGGAGACGACGACGACGCUAGCGUCUCGUUGCGUCCGGAUGUAAUCCCGGCCCCUGUGAAGCUCAAGUCGCUCUCGGGGGAAGACGUGGUGGCGAUUUCUGUUGGGCGCGUGCACUGCGCCGCGCGAACCAAGAAUGGCGAUGUCUUUACGUGGGGCCAAAACGACCACUGCCAGCUCGGACACGAAGCCGAGCACAGUUUGAACGAAGCUCAAUCGCGGCGUGCGAUCAUCAAGUACGGACUCGACGCGGUCGAGCCCGUGAUCUGGACGCGAACGGUGCCUGAGACGUGCGUGAUUGUCGGCAUCGCCGUCGGGACCGACCACACGCUCGCCGUCUCGGACGACGGCGACAUCCUCGGCUUUGGCUCCAUGUACAACUCGUCCGACCACUCGACACUGUCACGGCACCUGCGCAAGCAACGCGUGACCCAAAUCUGUUGCGGCGCCUUGCACGCGGCCAUCGUCAACGCCAACGGUCAAAUGUACACUUGGGGCAGCGGCGACGGCGGACGUCUUGGGCAUGGCGAUUUGGCGAUGCAAGUCACCCCCCGCCUAGUCGACGCCCUCGCCAGCGACAUUGUACUGCACAUUGCGUGCGGCUGUUGGCACACGGUGGCGAUCUUGCUUGUCCCGCCGCUGCUCAAAGGCGGCUUUGUGUACACGUGGGGAACCGGGCGUUAUGGACAACUGGCCCAAGGCGGGCAGCAAAUGGUGUCAACGCCGGGCCUCGUGCGCGACUUUCUCAUGCAAAGCGUCUUUAUGAAGCGGAUUUGCGCCGGCAUGUACCACAACGUAGCGCUCUCGAUCGAUGACGAGGUGUAUACGUGGGGCAGCAACGUGAACGGGUGUCUUGGCCGCCCACUGGAAAUGGCCACCAACCCGGAAACGUUCAGCGCCGUCCCGGGUGUCGUCGAAGGCAUGUCGGAUUUUGCCGGUCGCCCUUGUGCCAUUGCUUGUGGACGCGAGUACACGGUGAUUGCAACCAAACCAUACCUUGGCCCAUCCGAAGAAGAGGUCGAGGCGGCCAAGGCGAUAGCGGCCGAACGCCAAGCCGCAAUCCAAAAGCAAAUCGACCGCGAAGACGCCAAAGCCGCGGCGGCGCGCGCGCAAGCCGACGCAGCGGAACGCCUUCGGCUCAUUCAAUACUUGAACGUGCACCACCCGCUCUGCACUGCGUGCACGGUGCCAGGCACGUGUGCCGGGUUCCAGCGCGACGACGUCGACCCGAUCUUGUGCCGGCACUGCUUGCACGGCAAGGGGAGCCACACGCUUUUGUACAGCGAGCGGGACAAAGCUGUGGAUUUGGACGGCCUCCAGCGCGUUGCAGCGCUCCUGGACCUCGCUCUCGCGGACGAGGCGGCGGCGGAAGAAAAAGAAGAUACAUAA